Boleophthalmus pectinirostris (great blue-spotted mudskipper) is the source of this 2321-nucleotide messenger RNA. RefSeq lists its product as uncharacterized. Gene Ontology annotation, biological process: regulation of transcription by RNA polymerase II. Bases 188 to 625 code for a protein of 145 amino acids. The record is from RefSeq and is a predicted model, not a curated record. NCBI's taxonomy places the organism in Eukaryota, Metazoa, Chordata, Actinopteri, Gobiiformes, Gobiidae. The transcript is spliced from 3 exons.
GAGCGCGGUAUGCGGAGCCGCAGCCUGCUGCUUCACUCUUUGUGCUGUGUCCCGGCCGUGAGCUGUGCUUUGGCCCGGGGAGCUCAGCGACAACUAGAAAUGCUUUAUUUUUCUACUUUUGUACCGCUGGACGUGCAGUGUGCAGCCCUCCCUCUGAGCCUAUGGGGGUUUUAAUGGACGGGGUAGCAUGAGUUCGCAGUGUUACACAGUGGCGAUGGACCUUGGCGUGUGUCAGCUACGGAAUUUAUCCAUAUCGUUUUUGUCCUCUGUGCUUGGGAAGGAGACUGCAUCAGUCCGGCUCGAUAGUUCUUCGGGCGCAAGUGUGGUGGCCAUCGACAACAAGAUUGAACAAGCCAUGGACUUGGUGAAGAGCCACCUGAUGUACGCCGUGCGCGAGGAGGUGGAGGUGCUGAAGGAGCAGAUCAAAGAGCUGAACGAGCGUAACUCUCAGCUGGAGCAGGAGAACAACCUGCUCAAGACCCUGGCCAGCCCCGAGCAGAUGGCGCAGUUCAGGGCGCAGGUCCAGACGGGGAGCUCUCCCACGGGCCCGGGCCAGCCCGCGGUGGGCUCCGCCGGGACGCAAGCCGCGCUCCCCCCCUCACAGAACACCGGCAUGUCCGCGUAAGGCGCCGGCCCGGAGAGCGGAGGGGAGAGGAGUCCUGCCAUACUGUGAAGACGUGACCCAGCCCGACUCGCUCCACAGCGCCCCCUCUCGCACGCUCGCCACAACGACGCUACCAGACAAAAGUUCAGACACGCUUUUUCGUCUGUUUCGUUUUUUAUUCCCGCAAUUAUUGACAUUGUAGAUUCUCUGAAGACGUCAAGAAUAUGAAUGGACACGUGCGGUAAAAAUAUAUUCAAAAAACACCCUUUGCCUUGAACCCUGGUUUGCACUUCUUACAUUUCUUGACCCUGACAUGGCACAGCUGUGAAACGAAAACCAUUUCAGGAGACGUCACGGAAAUCAUUGCGAGAAGGCCGAGUGUACGCAGCACUGUUAACAAAGCAAAGGGUGUCUACUGUGAGGUUUUUGAAUAUAAAAUCUAAAAACGUUGCUCGUUAUUUAAUAUUUUUCUUUGUUACAUAAUCUCACGUACCUUACUUUAUAUAUUUGACGUCUUCUGUGUGGAUCUAAAAUGUACAAAGUAUAAAACGUAAACGGUGAGACAGUGUGUCCGCUUUUGUCUGGUAAUGGACUUUGUUUUGUUGCACAUCGAAUCCAACUUUCGAGGGUCGCACCAGUGUCUCCAACUCGUCUCCGCUCUGGACAAUCGGCGUCGCUCCCGCGCGUCGCCACGGAAGAAGACAGACGGACAGAGCUAACACGAACUGAUUUUGUUUUAUGUUUUUCAUUUUUCUAUGUUUUAAUUUAGAAUUUCAAAUGCCACAUGAUGCUCGGCCCCUCCGCGGCGGGAGGGGCCCGUGGACUCGUUUACAUUCGCACACAGCUCUUUUUUGACUUUUAUUUAAUUUCCCAGAACGCUGUGGUUUUAUGCACUUUCCCCCGCCCCCUCAACUUUCAAAAAUGACGCUGAACUUUUGACGUACGUUUGGUCGGUCGAGGCGCGGCGGGCUGGACUCAGACACGUUGCUCCCCCCGCGCCUCGUGUUCACGUGAUCGUUGACGUCCCACCUGCACACCCUUUGCCCCUUUUGGACGGAGCGUUAAACAUUUAAGCAGGGAAUCCAUGUUUUUAUUUUGGGUUUUUUCGUCUGUUUUUAGGAAAAUCUGGGAGUGGUUUAUGAUUUUUUUUUUUUUUUUUUGUCGUUGUAUUUAAUGUCCUUGCAAUCUCUAAAAAAAGAAAUCAUAGGACGGAGAGUUAACGGGACGUGACUGUUUUUAGGAACUUUGUACAGUUCAAUUUGUGACUCUAAUCUGCCAAGUGCCUGGUCCGUAACCAUAGAUACAUAUAUAGUGUUUUUUAUUUGUCUUAUAUAAAUGUGUGUGUAUAUAUUUAUCUAUGGUUUACCAGGUUUUAAACUACCUGUGAUGUCAUUUCUCAGGGCGGGAGGAGACAUGGUUUUAACUGUCUCUCCCGCAGUGACAACACGGCCUUGACUCUGCUCAAAAAUCCGGAUUGUUCUACGUGUUGGUUUGAUUUUUUUAUGAAAUGUUUUUUUUUUGUUUUUGUUUUUUAUUUGUAAAAAAAGUGUUUGGGUUGCCUGGUGUGGCGGCCGAAGCUUCGAACACGAUAAUGAGAAUUGUUGAAAAAUGCCUAGCAGAAGUACGGCAUUGUUUUGUGCAUGUCCCCCAGCCCAUCACAAAUGUGACGUUACAAUUGCACUAGACAGUUGCACCUCGAAUAAAAAGGAAAAUCAAA